AUGAAACAAACUACUAUAUUAUAUACCAAUAAGGAAAUGAUUAAAAAUGGUGGAAGGCUAAAAUUGAAUGAUGAAUCAAAGACUUCAAUUACUGAAUUAUUUCCUUGGAUCUUAGAGUUUAGAAAAAUGUGCAGGUGUAUACAUACAGAGAAAAGUAUGGCAUCUUUAACAGAACUUAUGCAAUUUUAUGUGAGAAAUGUAAAUGUCAGUGUAAAUGAAUGUUAUACAAAGCCUUUAAGAGCUGCAAAAUUAAAGGAUUCUAUUAGUGAGACUUUAAUGUUAUUCUUAUAUAUUUAUCGUGAGCUUUCUGAGGAUCGUAAUAGAACUAUUUAUUUAAACAAUAUGUCGGACUUAUUAGCACUCUAUAUAGAUAUGGAAUUAAAAGCAUCUAGGAAAAGUAAAGAAGAGUAUGAAAAAAUUUGUGCAAGACUUACUUCUUGUCUUUACGUUUAUCUAGAACAUUCCAUUGAACAUUUAUUAGAUACUUUAAUGAAAAUACAAUUUAUGUGUCGCAAUUAUCAUGCCAUUCUACUUUCUGAUAUUUUCUCCUUCAGGAAAGUAAUAAAAAAUAUUCCCAUACAUCCAGAAUCAAGUAUUAUGUAUAUUCGUUACUUUCUCAUUUAUCAUUUGUGGAGAAAAAUAACUGAAAAUGUGGCUGUAAAGAAUCAAAUAACAGCUGCUGCAAUUGCAUCUCUGGGGCCACUGCCACCUACAUUCUCACAGAGUAUAUUAGAAGAUGUAUUGCCAAAAGUGCCAAAGAGUCAACCAAAUUCUACAAAAGCUCUGCUGCAACAUAAAUUUGAUAUAAAAAAGCAUUGUGAAAUAUUUGUUCAAUACUGCAGAGAAAGUAAUGGAAGUGUAUGCCAAAAGGAUGGACCUGCAACUCCCAUUGAUUCGUCCAAUAGAAUUAAUUCAAAAAUGCUCGAAGAUAUCGUUAAUAAAGAUGUAGAAUAUGUAGAUAAUAACGUGAAUUCAAUUAUAUCAGAUAAAAAUAAGCAGAAUGAAUCUAUUUCUUUGCUAAAAACUUUUAAACCUCUAAAUUUGGAAGAGCAAACUAGUUUUAAAUGUUUAGAUACUUUUUCGAAUAAUAUUUCUACGAAGCAUGUUAACCCUAAAAUAAUUAAAUCAAAUAAAAAUCGUUCGCGGAAGAAAUGUAGAAAGUCCAAUGAAAUUGUAAUUAUCGAUUUAACUAGUGAUAUAGUGCUCGAGAAGUGUAUAAAGAAAAGAAAAUGCAGAAAAUUACCAUGGUUGGAGGAAGCGAAGAAAAGUAUCGACUUGAAGAUAGUAAAAGCAUCACAGAAGAUUAAAAUAAAGAAGAAAACACAAGAAGGUAUUUCGAGGAGUGUCGAUCAUCAGCCGGAAGAUGCAUUCCAAUUGGUACGUGCCACCGAAAAUAUCAGUGCAAAAAAUGAAUCGAAUGCAUGUCGGACAGUUGUCGUUAGAAACGAUGAAAAUAAAAUGGAAAUUGACAAAGAGUCGAUAGCUUGUACAGAAAACAUAAGAAAAUCGAUUGAUGCAGAAGUCAAUACUAAAGAAAUAAAUAUAAAAGCGUCUACAAUAAACAGUAAACCAGUUUUAACUGAGAUACUCCCACUAACAAAGUACGUAUCAAACGUUUCACAUACCGUUGUUAAUGGUAAUAAUAUAAAUAAUGGAGAUAAUUCGAAUAUACGCAGUGACGAAAAGGAGAAUGAUAGAUUUAAUAAACAAACUGUGAUCAAGCGAUUGAUAGAAACGGACAUUUUCUCAGAGCCUGAAACACGCGAAAGGGUUGAAAGUUUUAAAAAAGUCUGUGAUCUAGAAACAGAAUGCCCAGGUAUAAAUAAUACGACGAUAUGUACCGAAUAUGAUUCCAAAGAUAAUGCUGUUCAUUCUAAUCAUUCUAACUUUAAUGUAAUUAACAAUGAAAUAACUGAAAGGAUAACGUUAUCAGAAAUAAACGAUGGACUCGAACGAAACAAUCAGAAUCUCUCGAGUAAUGAAAAAAUAGAUAAUGUUUGUUUCAAUAAAACAGUGCAUAGAUCUGAUUACACGAAGAAGAUGGUUAUUAAUUCUGAUGUUAAAUGCGACGAAUUAAUUACAGCGCAAAAUAAUGAUAAAAAUGAGACGAUUUUUAAAGAGAUUACAAAGGGUACCGAUACUUCUUCUAUCAAUGAUACAUUAAAUUACGUAGAAAAUGAACAGUCGUCACAUAUAUUCGUCGAAAAUUCGAUUAUACAAGAAAAGUUCGAAUUACAAAUAAAAUCGGAAUCAUCAAAAUGUACAAACGCAGCGGUGAACGUAGAGAAAAAAGAGUUCUGUACGCGAACAGAACUAGAAAUUUGUAAUUAUGACGAAGUAAACGAGAAUAUAGGAGGAAACAAAUCAAGCAUCGCUAAUAUUAGAGAAUCUAUUUUCGGAUCUUAUUCUAUGGAUAAGAAAGAUAUUUCUAAUAUAGUUAAUGCAACGUGCCCGAAUGAAAAUAUUGAGAAUAACAAAAAUUCUUGUAUCGAUACAAGCUUUAGGAAACCCAUAGAAAAUAUAAUAAGCGACAAAUGCGAUAAUAAUUUUGGCAAAUACGUUAAUAAGGAAGUUAUUCCUCGCGAAUGUAACCAAGUGUCCCGCAUAUCAACAGAAAAGAAAAACGUGUGCAAUGUUCCCGAAGAUAAGUACAUCGUUCAAGGGUCUGAGAUACAAGACAAUAUCGAUGGUCUGUCGUUAUUAGCUAGCGUUUCACAGCAUGUGCCACAUUUGAAGCCAGAAUUUGAAAUAAAAUGUGAUCAAAUAAAGGUGAAAGAUUACGCAUCCUUGAGGUAUGCGUGUUAUAAUCAAAUUACUGACGACGAAGCUGAUACGAACGAUUCGUCCAACACUGUUUCUCAGUUGCUUGAAAAUCCAUCCACAGAGAUCAUCAACAGAAUUGUUGGCAUUUACCCUGAGGACGCCUUAGAUAAAGUCGCGCUUCGUGUAAAAGUAACAUCUAACGAACCAGAGAGUAGAAACAACGACGAGACGUGCAAAGUUGUUUCUCAUCCGGAAGCAAGUAUUAAUUAUGAUGCGGAUACAUUGACGCAUAAUUUGGCCCCUACAGAGAAAAGUAAUGUGCAAACAGUGAAAGAGAACACGAAUGUAAUACUAAACGGGGAAACUGUGGUUUUACUGCAAAAGUCUCCUAACAGCAAUUUGUAUAUUAUAAAUAAGGCGGUCGAAAAUUCGAAAGAUCACAAUAACGACGACGAGAUCACUAGGUUAAAGGAAAAAAAUUGGGUAUCGCCAUUGGAAGAGUGUGGACAAUUUGAAGCUGUAACUUCUCUGGAUCAUGCAUCGUAUAAUUUGGAAUUAACCCUAUAUAACAAAGACUCGCCGUAUCAGGAAAGCAAAUGUUCAAUGGUACGAGGUAAAGGGAUCAAGAUAGAACCCGAUGAUAGUAAUUUCUCAGACGCGAAGGGAUACUCUAAGAAGGUACCGUUAUCGACUGACAUGCUUUCCAUCAAUUCACAGAUGUAUCAGGAUGUAAACGUUAUGAACAAGCCGAUAGAUAAACGGAAAUCUUCGAAGCCGAAUCUCGCGUUUCGACAGAAUAUCAAGCAAGAAUUUAACAACAUUUCCAAUCACAUCGCGUCGAAUUGCGCGAUUCCGGGAUGCAACGGAAUUCACUCACAUCCGCACGAAGUUGAUGCUCAACAUCCCUUACAUAUUCCCGCCACUCAUCCGACCGCCUUACCAUCGAUUUACGGAAAUUGUGCUGGCAAUGCGGACUUGUGUGUACCAUAUCACAAGCAUUGCACGUCGGUAUCGUGUAGUUUGCAAAUUAACACCACUACUUCCUUUCAUUCUCACGCUAAAUCAGGUAGCCCAUGCGGAAGAUCGCAUUGUUCAUGUUUAAAUUGUACUUACGAUAUCGUUACACAUUGCAGACAGUGUAUACACCCACCUACAGAUACUCACGUGUCUUGUAUCGAAAGCAGUCCGUAUUUCUUGCCAACACACUCGUCAGUACAAAGUCCUGCCGUCCAGGAGCAUGACAGAGCGAAAAGCGAAGCCGUCAUAGGGAAAUUAUAUGACGAUCAAUUAUUGUGUAAAAUAGGGAAGAGUAUUUUGCAGAAUAAUUCGCUGGAGAAACAUGAUGUUCAAUGCGAUUCAGAGAAGAUAUUCAAUAAGGACACGGAGAACAAAUUGCCUUUGAAAAAGAGGUUGAAAGCACACGCUAUGGCAUACGGGGAAAUACCAAUUAAGGCCGAGAAAAUAGAUAAUUAUCCUGCUAUGCCUAUGAUGUCGAUAGCUGCUUUGGAAGUUUUGGACAACACACAAAAGAGGACCGCUCAAAUCUGUAAGUCCGAAUAUGAACUGUCUCUUGCGAAAAAAAAGGAUUCACACGACGGCUAUCAUUGCGGAUCAGGUUUGGUGAGAAGAGAUUACUAUAAGGAUAUGAACCUUGCCGAUUCACAUCAGAAUCUCGCGGAGGAAAAUACAAGAAACGUCGAGUGUCAAUCCGAUCCGGUGUGCCAAGAAUCUUGCCUUCAAAGGACAAUUAAAACACCUGUGCAACGCAAAGAGGUUAAUCUGUCGAAUGCGACGUCGUUGAAGCGAUUUGAAAUGGAGGCGAUAGAGCAGGAGGGAACGUACAAGAAGGUAAAAAAAACGCAAUCACCUCUACGUCAAACAAGAAGCUCAAAAAGAAACGUUCCUAAAGUAAAUUAUUCUUACACCGAUGUUGAUCCAGAAUGGAAUCCGUCCGGUGAGUCAAAACGCAAACGCAAAAAGACUAGUCGAUGAUCGAUACCACCUCAUUAUGAAGAUUCGUAUUGUAAGAAAUUUUUCUCAAAUCUAAAUGAAGGAAUGUAAAUUGAUUCUAUAAGACUGUGGCAUUGUAAAAUUGUAAAUAUUGUAUAAAUGGAAGAAUAAAUCAUCAUGAGAAGAUACACGUACUGGCAAAGUGUAUGGUACAACGUUCGAAGAUUAACAUCAGUGAAGAUUUUUCGAAGAAGUUCAAUGAAAUAAUACUGAAGAUAUUUAGAUCUUGUAACUCGCACCUGUAUUUUGUUGAACACA
Habropoda laboriosa is the source of this 5031-nucleotide messenger RNA. RefSeq lists its product as uncharacterized. Bases 1 to 4755 code for a protein of 1584 amino acids. The record is from RefSeq and is a predicted model, not a curated record. The transcript has 8 exons. Lineage: Eukaryota; Metazoa; Arthropoda; Insecta; Hymenoptera; Apidae.